This is a messenger RNA of Capsicum annuum, 964 nucleotides long. Its product is annotated as putative F-box protein At1g47730. Gene Ontology annotation, molecular function: protein binding. Lineage: Eukaryota; Viridiplantae; Streptophyta; Magnoliopsida; Solanales; Solanaceae. The record is from RefSeq and is a predicted model, not a curated record.
AUGGAACAGAUCAAUAGCAGUAUUGUUGCAUGCAUCUCGCACGAGCUUGUCGUUGAAAUUCUGAAAAAGCUUCCAGCCAAGGCUUUAAUACGUUUUAGUUGUAUUUCAAAAUCCUUUUACUCCCUUACAUCGGAACCCUUACUCAUUGAAUCACAUCAAAAAAGUAUUGUCACUCAAUUCCUCGUUAAUCCGGUAGAGAUGUCAUAUUAUAAUUUAUCGAAAAGCGAAGAACAUGAUCCAGACUUAGCUACUUGUCCCAUUCAAUACUUGGAUCAACCAUGUUUUUGCCAUCUUCGAAAGAUGCAAUCAAUCAAUGGCCUAGUUUGUCUAUGGAACUCCGUUGAAGAUGUCUCUAUUUGCAAUCCUUUCACAAAACAUGUCCUUCUUCCUUAUCAACAACAUAAGAGAACGAGUGACAGUAUAACAUCAAUUACUUGCACCCUUGUUUUUGAUCCCAUCACCGAAAAACAUAAAGUACUCAAGGCACACAUUGAGAAUCGUAAAUGGAGAUAUUGGAUUUUCACCAUUGGAAUAGACAAGUCGUGGAGAGAGAUUCUUCGAUUGCACCAUUAAAUUUACUUUUGUCCCAUGAGUAACAAUUGUGUUUAUAUCAACAGGGUCAUUUAUUGUGUAAAUCAUUAUGCAUGUGACAUAGCUGCAUUCAGUGUUGGAGAUGAAAAGUUUAUUAGAAUGAUUCCUUUCCCUGUUGGGGAAUGGACAGUGAGGUUUGAAGAAUCUAAUCCAAGAAUAGGAGAUAUGAAGGGUCAAGUUGCACUUUUAGGUCACGUAUAUUUUAAACGUGGAACAAUUGUUUUAUAUAUUCUCAGUGGUACUAGUGAAACAGGUGAAGCAAACAAUUGAUCUACCACCAGAGUUUGCAAAUAUAUCUCAAUUUCCUUGCAAUUUAUAUUGUAUCAAUAAUCCAAAAGGAGAGAGGCAUUGAAAAGAAAGGAUGGAGAAUAAU